CCUCAAAGUUUGACUUCUCUUCUCUUUCUCUCCUUCUCUCUAAAUCUGAUUAGAGCUGGGUUCUUCAUCUUUGCUUUCAAAGUUUCAAGGAUUCUUUUUAGUUUCUCUAACAUAGGCUUAUAAUUGUAUAGUUUCAGUCAUUUCAUUUAAGGUUUCUUGAGUCUACAUAGUUUUCAGUUCAGAUCUAUAUAAUAGUGGUUCUUGAUUUGUUAAGCUUCUUUGCUUCUCGAAUCUCGAUAGGUCUUGGCCUUGCAAAAUGAUUUCCUUGAAAACAAAGAAAAACUGGAAGUAGGGCUCCUUAUAGUUCAAACGAGAGUUCAGCGGGGUAAAGAAAAGCUGCUAAGCUAUGGAUACCAUAAGCCCUAAUCCUUGUAUUGAAAAAGGACUUGGUAAUAUGGCUUGCAUAUCUCAGGAGCUUUAACUUACCCUUUAAUUGCUUUUACUCUUCUUUGGAUUGAAGGGAGCUCUACAUCUUCAUUCACUUUAUCUAUAUCUAUUUCUCUAUAGUAAUUAAUGAAUUCAGUGUUGAUUUUGAUUACUUUUGCAAUGACAAGCAUUCGUCUUGAGGAGUAUUUUCGUGGUGAUGGUUUUGACUUUUGAUCCUUAAGUAAUGUAUGCUGAGGUGUUUAAUUGAUUUUCUUGCUUGUGUAACUAGGGUUUAUGUAAAUGCUUCGGUAAUAUGCGAAGAUCCAUAUUUACACGCAAUAACUUUCUCUAAUUGUUUCGAAAAGAAACUUCCUAUAUCACAUCAGAUAUUUGGUAUAGGUACUCUUUAAUUUAUUUUGGAGAUUCGUAUCAUUUUGUAUGACUGUUAACUGUGUAUUAAUUACAUAAAAAUAGAUCAACAAGUUAGAGAACAUUAACUUGACAACCAUACCCAAAAACUUACACUGUAAAUUUCUAAAAGAAAAAGGAAUUAUAACAUGGUAAGGUCCACUUGUUAACUUUUACUAUGUACAUGGGAGUCGCAACGGUACAACGAAUCUUUUUAGCUUGACCAUACCCAAAAAUCUUUUUCUCAAGUCCCCAGUAGACAAAGUGAAACAGUAGAAUACCAUUGCAACCUUUACUAAAAUGUGGAGAUAACCCCUUGUACUUAAUAUCGGUUUCACUUAACGUAUUAUAUCAAACUCAAAUGUCAAGGCACAAUAACUUUCUAAAACACUUAGAAUAGCAACCCAAAAACUGAAUUUGUAUGACAACAAAAAUAUUGAAAAUUGACAAUGGUAAGUUUUUUUUGUUUUUUCAAGCUUUAUCAUACAUUCAUACUAAAAAGUAGGAACUUAAAUAGUAUAUCUUAAUUUGUACCUAUUUUAUAACCAAAACAUAAGUAAAAUAUAAAAAAUGAAUAUCAACCGUGAUCAUUUAAAAUCAAAUGAAAAAUAAACAUAUUUAUUGAUAGAAAGAAAAAACAAAUAAAUGAAAGCAUAAAACGAAAACCAAGUUUUCAUGAAAUGAGAAAUAUUGUUCAAUGAAAACAAAACCAAAAUCUAAAAACUUCAAUCUUCAACCAUCCAUACCAUCAAUCUUCAUGUAAUAAAUAAUUAUUUUAUAUAUUCAAUAUAUCUUAGUGUAUUUUCGAUGUAUAUUAGGAAUUGAGAUCAUGUUUGGUACAAGAUAUUUUUAGAGUUUUGAAUGUUUCGAGUUCUGUCGGAUACCCAUUUACGUUCUGGUUCAGUUCGGAUAAUACCCAUAAUCUGAAAUACAUAAAGCAAGAUUCAUUCGGGAAUUAAGUCGGGUUCGAAUUGAUUCAGAUUCAUUUUUAUCGUAUUGUGUUCGGUUUAGAUUUAUCGUAAUGUGUUCGGUUUAGAUUUUGCCGGUUCUGAGAUUUUGGAGGUCUGUUACAAUGUCUAUAUAAAAAAAAAUUCAGAGAUUUGUUGCAAAUAUUUCAAUACGCAUGACUUAGGACCGGUCCUGAAUAUGGAGGCAUUGGUCGCUAAUAAAUGCUUUUAUUAAAUUAUUUUUAAGUACAUCUAUGUUGUCGUAUAAAAGAUUAACAUAUCUUAUUUUAGGAAGAAUUAAUAUACCCUAUUUUAAAUCAUUCCACUUCUAUAAUAGAGAUCUCUAUUUUAGAGAAAAAUAUAGAGGUGUACAUCAUCGAGUUCCUUACUCGCUAACGGAAGAGUUCGUUAGUGUCUACAGGAUGCAUUGUCUUCUACCAGACACAUUAGUCCUCCGAAAUAUGAGAUCUCAGAAUGUAGACAAAGCAAUAGAACGAGAGUAAGACACCUUGAACGUUUUGGUACACUUUUUAGAAACUUGUUAAACCUAGAAAGAUGUUUUGAACAGGGCACUGAUGACGGAAUUGAUUGGGAAAAAAGAGAGGAAAAAGGGUUCAAGAAUAGGGGUUGAGUGUUUCAAUGGGACACCAAUCUUGUGGUGCAUUGACAUUGUGGAAUUACCCUAAUUGGAUGAGGAACCUUGUGGCUCAAGAUAUUGAUGGAGAAGAUAGACCUAACCUUAUAGAUAUGGCUGCCUUGGAGAUUUACAGAGAUAGGGAGAGAGGAGUUCCUCGAUACAAUGGGUUCAGAAAGAAUCUGCUGAUGAGUCCAAUCAGCAAAUGGGAAGAUCUAACAGAUGAUGAAGAAGCUAUCAAGGUUUUAAAGGAAGUGUACGAAGGCAAUAUAGACAAGCUUGACCUGAAUGUGGGAUUGCACGCAGAGAAGAUGAUCAGAGGAUUUUCCAUUAGCGAAACUGCUUUCUUCAUCUUCCUCCUCGUUGCCUCCAGGAGGUUAGAAGCAGACAUGUUUUUCACGACGAACUUCAACGAGAAGACGUAUACUAAAGAAGGGUUAGAGUGGGUUAACGCAACAGAGAGUUUAAAGGAUGUAAUAGACCGAGCUUAACGAACAAGUGGAUGCGAUGUAAGAGCGCUUUCUCGGUCUGAAGCUCAGAUCCUGAUCCAACCAAUUGGCUUCCUUUUACCUCCGGUCCGCACCAUAAGCCGUUAGAUGUCACGUGGUACAUGUGUGUAUGUGUCACGUGGUUAGUUCCUUGGUCUAUCUUUUGGGUGGGGGACUUGGGAUUGUGUAAGAUCGUACGUUUAUGAAUAAAUCAUAUGAGAGUAGAAGAGGUUUAAUCAUUACUCAUUAGUGUGUUUGCUUUAUGAAAACAACUACCUCUGUUUCUCGGUGUAGAACUUAACUACAAUUAUUCAAUAGUUUUUUUU
This is a messenger RNA of Raphanus sativus (radish), 3169 nucleotides long. Its product is annotated as alpha-dioxygenase 2-like. Gene Ontology annotation, biological process: response to oxidative stress. The transcript has 3 exons. Gene Ontology annotation, molecular function: peroxidase activity; oxidoreductase activity, acting on single donors with incorporation of molecular oxygen, incorporation of two atoms of oxygen; heme binding. The record is from RefSeq and is a predicted model, not a curated record. Lineage: Eukaryota; Viridiplantae; Streptophyta; Magnoliopsida; Brassicales; Brassicaceae. Bases 2361 to 2846 code for a protein of 161 amino acids.